Suillus discolor is the source of this 1058-nucleotide messenger RNA. RefSeq lists its product as uncharacterized. Lineage: Eukaryota; Fungi; Basidiomycota; Agaricomycetes; Boletales; Suillaceae. Gene Ontology annotation, molecular function: hydrolase activity. Bases 73 to 885 code for a protein of 270 amino acids. The transcript is spliced from 3 exons. The record is from RefSeq and is a predicted model, not a curated record.
UCAGAUAAGAUAGAUAUUGAUAAGUGACAGUACUAGUGGUUCAGAGUAACAAUCAGAAGAAACUCUUCUUGAAUGAAUUCCCCAGACAUCCACGUCCUCGCAGAGGCAUCCGUCACUUCUCUGCGCGUAAAACCUGUUCCACAGGCCUCUGCCAUCCCCACGCAAUUCUCCUACUCCCCUAGUGACGACGGAACGGACGAGAACCUCCUUAUUCUCCUCCACGGGCUUGGUGACACCAAUGUCCCCUUUGCGCGCCUUGGGAGAUCACUCAAGCUCCCGCAAACAGCCACCCUCGCGCUCCGCGCACCCGAUCUUGUCCCCUUCCUGUACGAACAGGCUUUUCAGUGGUAUCCUUCCUUCGACCAGCUCGGUGACCUCAUCGAACGACCAGACCCCAGCCCUGCACUCAAUCUUCUGCAGCAUAUCUUCGGCCAUCUAAUGGGUGAAUGUGGAUGGCCUCCACAUCGCAUACACUUGUUCGGAUUCGCGCAAGGCGGAAGUGUUGCAGCCGAAGCAUGUCUGCAAUGGUGGCGUCGCGAGCUAGAACUUUCAUCACAGUCGCGUAUGACCAACAAAGAGACCCCCAUGCGGCCUUUUGGUUCGCUCGUCACCAUUUCUGGCCCGCUGCUCUCAUACCCAACGCUCUCGAAACCAUGCGAGACGCCUGUUCUUGUGUUUCGCCGCCCACGUGAGCUCAAGAAUGAGGCGCUAGUUGCAUUCAGGAAGGGUUUCUCUCGAGUAAAGGAUGUGGAGCGUGCGGGUGAGGGUAUGCCACGCGCAAGCUUAAGGGAGGAAUGGCAGCCAAUCUUGGAGUUCUGGAGUGAGGUGCUUGGAUGGCGUCCCGGGGAUGGUCUGUAUGAAGUCACAACAGGAACGUCAAAUUAAGAACGGGCAAUACUAUUAAAAUAUUGAAGACCGACAGAAAGCAACCUUUGCGUUGCUUUGUGAAAGGUAAGGGGCAUAUGGACAUGGCGCAGGUACAACAAUGUAAUAAAUGUAUUGUGAAUUCUAAUAUACUGGUCGUACUUCAUGAGCGUCAUCAACGAGCUCAACUUGAC